AUGACUGAUCAGACACUCGAAGCUCCUCUUUUGUGUCCACAAGGAGAUCAUAUUAACGCCAACGAGGAAGAUUCUCUCUGCUGCAGAAGUCAGGCAUGGCGACAGUCAUUUUCACUGGUCGUUGAAGAGAUGAAAGCGCUUUACAUGAUAGCUCUCCCCAUGAUCAUCACUGGCCUACUGGUGUAUGGAAAAUCUGCAAUAUCGAUGCUGUUCAUGGGGAAAUUGGGGAAGGAAGCACUAGCAGGAGGUUCUCUUGCAAUCAGUCUCGCCAACAUUACAGGCUACUCUGUCAUCUCUGGUCUCGCCAUGGGCAGUGAACCAAUCUCCUCUCAAGCCUGCGGAGCCCGUCAAUGGCCGCUCAUGCUUCAAACUCUGCAACGCACUAUUGUCAUUCUCACCAUUGUCUGCAUACCCAUUUCAGUCUUAUGGCUUAAAUCCGAACCUUUUCUUCUCCUUUUACAUCAAGAUCCUGCUAUCUCAUCAAUUGCCUCUACUUACCUGGCUUUCUCUCUCCCAGAUCUUCUCUUUCAAUCCUUCAUCAACCCCCUCAGAAUCUACCUCACCACUCAAAACAUAACCCUUCCCCUCAUGGUCGCUGCGGCUUUUGCACUUGCCCUUCAUGCCCCAAUCAACUACGUUAUAGUUUAUCGUCUUGACCUUGGCGUUCAAGGCAUUGCCUUGGCAACCGCCCUGACAGAUUUCAAUCUUCUCAUUGCCAUUUUGAUUUACCUUUGCUUUUCAGGUGUUUGUGGUAAGUCAUGGCAGGGAUUAUUUUGUCUUGGAUGCUACAAUUAUAGCUUUGGGAAAACUAUCAUCAGCCAGAGAUCCAUGGCGAUUAUGCGGUGUAUUCAGGUGCAACCAGGGCAGGAGAUGACGGUGGAGGAAUUCAAGACGUGGCUGCGUCGAUACGACACCGACCACGACGGGCGCAUAAGCCGUGAGGAGCUGAAGGAGGCGCUCCGCAGCCUCCACGUCUGGUUCACUUGGUGGAAAGCCCGUCAAGGGAUGAAGGAAGCCGAUACAAACCGCAAUGGCCAGAUAGACUCCGCCAAGGAAACCGAGAGGCUCGUCAACUUUGCUCAACAACGCUUGCACAUGAAAAUUUAUGACAGCCUCUGGUGA
This is a messenger RNA of Carica papaya (papaya), 1122 nucleotides long. NCBI's taxonomy places the organism in Eukaryota, Viridiplantae, Streptophyta, Magnoliopsida, Brassicales, Caricaceae. The record is from RefSeq and is a predicted model, not a curated record.